AUGGCGAAUCUCGUGGAAGCAGCGUCGCAGCAACAGUUUGAGGAAAUCUUGGCUAAAUCUGGGAAAUGCCUGACCGUGGUGCACUUCCAGGCGGCGUGGGCUCCGCAGUGCGCGCAGAUGAACGACGUGAUGGCCGUGUUGGCAGCGCAGCACGCCGGCAGCACGUUCGUGAGGCUGGAGGCCGAAGCGGUGCCGGAGGUGUCGGAGAAGUACGAGAUCAGCUCCGUGCCCACGUUCGUGUUCUUCCGCGGGGGGCAGAGGGUGGACCGGCUGGACGGGGCCAACGCUCCGGAGCUCACCAAGAAGGUUCAAAAACUGUCUGUCACCGGUGGAAGUGCCGCCGCUGAACCGGGCCCCGUGGACCUGAACGCUCGCCUGAAGAAACUCAUCAACAGCGCCCCAUGCAUGCUGUUCAUGAAAGGCGCGCCCCAAGAGCCCCGCUGUGGCUUCAGUCGGCAGAUCGUCGCCAUCCUGAAAGAGCACGACAUCCAGUUCGCCAGCUUCGACAUCCUUUCCGACGAGGAGGUCCGCCAGGGCCUGAAGACCUACUCCAACUGGCCCACGUACCCGCAGCUGUACGUGAACGGCGAGCUCAUCGGGGGGCUGGACAUCGUGAAAGAGCUGGCCGAAUCUGGGGAGCUGGCGAGCACGUGUCCCAAAGCGGUUUCACUGGAGCACCGUCUCAAAACCAUCAUCAACCAAAGCCCGGUGAUGCUGUUCAUGAAGGGGAACAAGGAAGGAGCCAAGUGUGGCUUCUCUCGGCAGAUUUUGGAGAUUUUGAACGAGGUCGCCAUCGAUUACGACACGUUUGACAUUCUGCAAGACGAAGAGGUGCGACAAGGGCUGAAGACCUACUCCAACUGGCCCACGUACCCGCAGCUGUAUGUGAAGGGGGAGCUGAUCGGAGGACUGGACAUUGUCAAAGAGCUAAAGGAAAACGGAGAGUUGAAGUCUGUGCUGCAGGGAGAGUCCUAAAAGUGAGAGUCAUAAAGAUUUAAAGGGCCCAGAUUACACUAUUUUCUGAUUUUCCUUGUAAUGUUUCCUCAUCAAAAACAUAGUUUUGUUUCAUUCACACAUCCUGUUCCAUCUUGUGAUGUCAUGUGAUAAUACAGGAGGUGCUCCACUGAGGUUUUAAGCACCAGAGUCUUUCACUAAAGCCUUUCAGAUCAUUUCAGUUACCGUAUUUUCUGGGCUAUUAGGCGCUCUGGAUUUCAAGACGCACUGUCAUUAAAUGGUCUAUUUUCAAACUUUUUUCACAAAUAAACCACACUGGACUUUAAAGGAAACCCAACAGUGUGAUGGGUGAGUGGUUUUGUUUGUUUGUUCGUUCACGGUGACUCUGGGCUUUGUUCAGUUGUGGCGUGUAGGGAGGGUGCUGUCUGGGACCAACGGAUUGUCGUCGUGUUCGCAGUGACUCAGUUGUUCAGUUGUGUCGAGAAGCGGCACAUUGGACUCACUUUUUCGGUUGGUUCCUUCGUUCCGUUCCUCGUCGGCGUGAGUGUGUCUGUGGGUGUUUUUCUCCGUGCGGUCGCUGUCUGCUAGGUGUGUGUUUGUGUGUUCUGCGGGUGGUGCGGCUUUGUAGUUUACUGAAGUCGUGCUGGGACACCCGAGUGGAUUCGUGUAUAGGGUGCUCUGGAUUGUUGGGCGUGCAGUCAUUUUUGGAUGAGGUUAGAGGCUUAAGAGCGCAUCUAAUAGCCCGGAAAAUACAGUACCUAUAUCUACUGCACAAAAAGUAAAAUGUAGCUGUAACAUGAAAACUACCACUUCAUGGCAUCACAAGAUGGAACAGAGCAGUUUGAGCUUUGGAGAUGUACACAGCUCAUAAAUACAGGGUUACUCUAGCACAGGGUCUCCAACCGGUAGAUCUCCACCCCCUUCUAAGUAGCUUACUAAGAAAUUUCUGAAUUAUACAUGUUGUACUGCAUAAGUCCAAUUGUAUUCAUGAAAUGCCUAUUACCGUUGUGAAUACACAACUGGUCAAAAGUUUUAGAACACUCCCAUUUUUCCAGUUAUUUAUUGCAGUUCUAUUCAUGCAAGUCCAAAGAAGAGCUUGAAAUGGUAUAAAGAUAAGAACGAACAAACAGAGAUGUGUGAAGAAUCCCUUAGUCGUCCAGGUAGAAUCCAGGGCGAGGAGAAAAUUCAGUUGGCUGAAGACUUGGAUGAGCUGCGAAACGUCUUCAACCAAACUAACUUUUGUUCAGUCGACAAACUGAAUUUUCUCCUCGCCAUGAACAGACAGAGGUUAAAAAAAUAGAUAAAAGAACAAAACACAAGUCCAAGCUCUGCCAAAACUACCUCAGGAAAAAAAAACUAAAAACUAAAAACUUGAAAACCUCGAGUGUCCAGCAGCACAGUGUCCAGACUUAAACCCCAUCGAGCUGGUUUGGGAUGAACUGGACAGAAGAGUGAAGCAACCUACAAGUGCCACACAUUUAUGGAAACUUCUGCAACAGACUUUCUGAAGAAUAUUUGAUUUCUAUUGUAAGAAGUUCUAUUGUGAAGUGUGUUCAGCUGUUAUAUCUGCCAAAGGUGGACACUUUCAUAGAAUAUGUUUUGGUCAACAGUAAAUGGUAAAAAACUGGAAAAAAUGUGGUGUUCUAAACCUUGUGACCAGUAGUGUAUAAAAUUGUGAUGUUUAACUUUGUGCACUAAUAAAAGGAUAAUGGUUUAAGUUUUAUUCACAUCUAAUUCUAACCCAUCUAAGCUCUGUGGCAUUUUCGUUUUCACCAGAGGAAAACGGUUGGAGACCCGUGCUCCAACAUGUGUGAAUGAACAAAACACAACUCUGGGUAUGUUUUUGAUGAGGUAACUACAUUCUAACAUGGCUUAAAGUUCACAAGAAUCCAUUUUGCAUAAUAUAGAGGCUUUGCACCGUCACGUGUCCCCCAUAGCAACAGUACCUACGCCACCAUGACACCGGGCACAGUGUCAUUGACUUCAGCAGCAUCAGAGAAACAUGAGCAGGUUUUGUUGUGUAUUUGGUUGUUCUAGACGCUCUGAACGGGAUAAAAUGAUUAAUUUCUUCACUGUUUCUCUGGAAAAGACUCAUCAGGAUCAAACAAGGGAAUUAUCGAAAAAAAGAUGGGAAUUAUGUCUAGAGAACAUAAACCGUGAACAGAUUUCCAAUGGUACCAUCAAGACACACUCACGUCACUUUCAUCAAGGUGUUUGCUAUUUAAAUUGUUUCAUAGCUUAUUUAAAGUGAGAAGCACAUUUACUGAACUAAAAUGUAAAAAGUAAACAUUUGCAGUGUGAGUGGCAGUAGAAACUGUAUCUUCCAGCGCACAUAUAUAAACAUGUCACUCGUCGUAGGACCAUGUUUUCUUUAUUGUUUUGUUUAUCCACAACUAUGUCUUCUAGAAUUUAUCACUUUUUGUGAGUGGAUCUUUGUAACGUUCGCGAGGAUCUUUUCAUGGCCGAUUCUUUCGAGGUUUGACUCACAGACUCUUCGACUCAUGCGUCAUGUUGAUCAUAGGAGCUCAGUGUGGGUUCAUUGAAUCGUAAACUAGUGCGGGUUUUCCUGGAUAAAUUAAUGAAAUUUUAGUUCAGUAAAUGUGCUUCUUUCCUUAAAUAAACUAUGAAACAAUUGAAAUAGCAAACACCUUGAUGAAACUUCAGGUGUCUUGAUGGUACCAUUGGAAAUCUCUUUGUGGUUUAUUUUCUCUAGCCAUAAUCUGCGUCUUUUUUUUGAUAAUUUCCUUGUUUGAUCCUGAUGAGUCAUUUCCAGAGGAACAGUGAAGAUACGAAUUGUUUUAUCCCUUUCAGAGCGUCUAGAACAACCAAAUACACAACAAAACCUGCCCAUGUUUCUCCGUUUCUUCCUGUUUCUUCUACUGAAGUCAAUGACAUAGUGUGUCCGGUGUCAUGGCGGCGUAGGUACCGUUGCCAUGGGGACACGUGAUGGCGCAAAGUCUCUAUAGGACCUUAUAUGGGGCCAUUCAAGCAAAUAAUCUCUACUAACUGCUGCAUUUUGGGACGGGGGAAAGAAGCUGUAGCCCAGGUGAACUGACAAUUUGAGAGACCAGCGCUAAAACAGGACAUUUAAACUUUGAGAGUUUUAAAAAUCUGAAAUAAAAUCUUCUUCUGUUGGAA
This is a messenger RNA of Boleophthalmus pectinirostris (great blue-spotted mudskipper), 4092 nucleotides long. RefSeq names its product glutaredoxin 3 (gene glrx3). Lineage: Eukaryota; Metazoa; Chordata; Actinopteri; Gobiiformes; Gobiidae. The transcript has 2 exons. The record is from RefSeq and is a predicted model, not a curated record. Bases 1 to 975 code for a protein of 324 amino acids.